UUAGCGCUCGGUGCGUGCGGUCUUGAGAACUUGUGAACGAAGUCGAACGAAACAUGAGCAUCCCUAAGCGGUGCUGGCAGUUUGCAAUACUGCUUCUAGCUGCAUGUAUCAGCCGCGCAGAUGCACAAUAUAAUCASAGCAACCCACAUGAGCCCGAAUUUUUCAACGAAGAAGCUGCGCAGUUUCUGCUCACACAAAUGAACGAUGUCUAUUGGGCCAGCGCUACGGCAUAUCGGCAAUUCGCUGACGACACACUCAGUCCCGAAAUUUUGAUGCGCGAAAAGUUGCGACCCUUCUAUGGCACAAUGCAGAAAUUUGAUUGGCAGAAUUUUGUAGAUCCACUGCUGAAGCGGCAAUUCGAGGUGAUCUUGCGCGGCGCUAAAUAUCCGCCAAUCAAUUAUAAAUUCAAACGUGCCACCAGCACGCUGAAGAAUAUGUCACGAAAGAAGUGGGUGUGCAACAUGAAGGAGCCAAGCAAAUGCAAUAUGGCCUUCGUACAUCAAAUCAAAACGAUAUUCACGAAUAGCGAUGAUUUAGAUGAGAUCAAAUAUUACUGGAAGGAAUGGCGCAACAAAAUGCCCGCUGAAGUGAAGGAGGCACUGCACUACUACAUAGCGUAUUAUCGAAAUAUGAGCACACCAGAUGUAAAGCCCUCGGCCUUCUGGUAUGAUCAGUAUGAAGAUCCUCAUCUGAUCUAUGAGCUGGAAAGUUUGAUGGAUUCAUUGCGACCCUUCUAUCGCGAAAUCCACGCACAUUUACGUAACGUUUUGCGGCACAAAUAUGGCGAUGACGUCAUACCACCGACGGGUCUCAUACCGCACCAUCUCAUGGAGCAAGUAACAUAUCAGGCAUGGAAGAAGGAAACAGUGCUGCAGAACCCCUUCGURCAACGGAAGUUACCCAACAUGCAGACCGAAUUGGAUGACGCGGGUUUGAAACCCUUCGAUUUGGUUAAUAUUAGUGUGCAAUUUUUCGGUUCGCUUGGCUUCAGGAAUCUCACAGACGAGUUCAUGAACGAACACUUCAUUGAAAUGGACGCCGGUACCGGUGGACCCGAUUGCAAGUCGCGCAUCUUCGAUUUUGGCGAAAUAGAGUUGCACUUCUGUCCCAAAGUCUACUACAAGAAACUGCUGCAGACACACGGCGACAUWGCGGCCGURCAAUAUGCGAUCGAGAAGAAUAAUUUCCGCGUUGGACUCAAUCAGGAAGCAUGUCCCGGAUUUGGGGCRGCUAUGGGCGAGGCAGUCAUUUUAUCUGUGUCCACACCGAAGCAUUUGCAGCAACGGUUAGGUAUUUUAAAGAAUUACGAUUAUGACGACCUCUUAAACUUGAACCGUCUAUACCGUUUGGCCACUCACACUAUGCUCACUUUGCCCACCUACUUUGUGCAYGAAAAGCUCUGGGUCGACAUGAUCGAUGGCAGAGUGCAGCCGGAGCAUUAUAAUUGUCAUUACUGGAAUUUGAUGCAGAAAUAUAUGGGCGUGGAGCCACCACUACAGACCGAUGCCGGUGUUUAUGAUAUGCCCUAUAAGUUCUAUGAGGGCAUUGUUGAUCAGUUUCGGAGCACAAAGAAACUAUUCGAUGAGUUCUUGGGCUAUCAAAUCUAUCGCGCUAUCUGUCUGAACAUUGGCGAAUUCGAACGGCGCAAUGCUUACAAACCAUUGGACAAUUGCGAUUUUCAUGGCGACAAACAUGCGGGCAAACUUCUGUACGAUAUGAUGAGCGCCGGUUCGUCAAAGCCCUGGCGCGAAAUCAUCAAACCGCUGACCAGUAUAAAAUUAACAAAUAUGACGGCCACAGCCUUUCUGGAGUACUAUGAACCAUUGAACACGUGGAUCAGCGAAGACAAUGUUAGCAAGAACCUGCGUGUCGGCUGGAUGCCCAUCGAUAAAUGCAAGCUUGGCACCACACUACCACCAAACGCCACCAAUGUGUUUUAUUGAGCGUGUGAGAAGGAGGGGGAGGGGCACACGGUAGGCGUGAAUGCGUGGCACGUGUCAGCACGUUCCAACUGUAAUCUGCACAGAAUCUCAAGCAGCGACAACACACACACAGCAGAGCUGCUCGUCAACAUCAUCAACCAGCCAACCAGCCACCCACCCACACAUACACACACACACACUAUUGUAUAUGGCAACAUACUGUUUAAAAGUGUUUUUAUUCUUUGGAAAAUUUUUGUUUUACUUUCACAUAAGCCGGUUGCAACAAUAAAAUCUGUGAAUAGAUUCUUAUAAACGUGUUGUCAACCAAAGUCACAUAGAUUGAGGCAAGUGUUGAUGAAGCUGCUGUUUAACAUUAAAAAACAUUAAGUCGAUAGUCAAGUAGUUUAAUAUAAAAGCGCCAAGUUUUCACAAAUUUCGAAUUAA
Messenger RNA from Bactrocera latifrons, 2366 nucleotides. Its product is annotated as angiotensin-converting enzyme-like. The record is from RefSeq and is a predicted model, not a curated record. Gene Ontology annotation, molecular function: metallopeptidase activity; peptidyl-dipeptidase activity. The coding region runs from base 54 to 1943 and encodes 629 amino acids. Gene Ontology annotation, biological process: proteolysis. Gene Ontology annotation, cellular component: plasma membrane. Lineage: Eukaryota; Metazoa; Arthropoda; Insecta; Diptera; Tephritidae. The transcript has 7 exons.